GCGAAGUAGAGGCGACAUGUUGCCACCGGAAAUAGACCUAAACAAAAACGGAAGUAGCGAAAGAUAACCUCGCUAAUAUUUCGAGCUGUGCCGAAGCACUUUGAGGCAAUCUGUUGGCAUUAAACUCGCUCAUUGUCGUCACAACGACGCCGAAACAUGGACAGAUAGUGUUUGUUUUAUUGGAUUUACGGAGGUGGUCCCUGCGAACGGUAAUCUAUCACAUCUGUGCCCGUCUCGGACUGUCACUCAGGACUCACACAGACGGACAGUUUUGCUCACAGUUAAAACACCAGAGUCCCUCCGCUUUCCCCAUGGCCACCAGCAUGGCUAACAGCACCGGGACAGCAGUAAAGGUCGUUGGGACCCCUGGCCCUGCUGGAAGAACGAGUCCGGAAGGAUCUCAGGUGCUCAGUAAGAAGAAGCUGCAGGACCUGGUGAGGGAGAUCGAUCCGAAUGAGCAGCUGGAUGAGGAUGUUGAGGAGAUGCUGCUGCAGAUUGCAGAUGACUUUAUAGAGAGUGUAGUGACAGCGGCCUGUCAGCUGGCUCGCCAUCGCAAGUCCAACACCUUGGAGGUGAAGGAUGUUCAAUUACAUCUUGAGCGCCAGUGGAACAUGUGGAUUCCUGGUUACGGCUCCGAUGAGAUCCGGCCGUUUAAGAAGGCUUGCACCACAGAGGCUCACAAACAGAGAAUGGCGCUGAUCCGCAAGACAACCAAAAAAUAGCAAGACUAAUGUUGUACCCACUCUGUGUAUUGUCUUUUGGGAUUGUUUUCAGUUGGGAUUUUUUGGACUAAUGAGAGAGAGAGAGAGAGAUGGUUUUAGUGUUUAGUUUUUCAUUAGAUUCUCAUUGUCACGUCUCCCUAACAUUUGAGUGGUUUGCCAGCACCAUCGCACAAUAAUGUAAUUCUUGUCUGAUUCUGUUUUGUUGCCAUUAAAUUAAGUCUGGCAGAAUUCUAUUCAUUGCAUUUUUAUCAAUAAACAUUUACUGGAAUACUUGUUUGGAUGAUGAUGUUGCUGCAUCUGGUUUGCCUUUUGGUACUCUAGAGCAUUUAGAAGUGAAGGUAAAAGUUAUGUUUGGUGUUCUCUUACCAAUAAUGGAUAAUAACCUUUGAGUAUGUAAGAGAUCAUAGCUCUCCUGUUUACUCACUCCACUCGUGCUACGCUAUUUAUCAGGUUAUUUUGUUAAGAGGGUCUAUAAUACCAAAUUCCUACUGCAAAUGGUGGCUACAACACACAGUCAAUUCUGUGCUUCUGUUAUUAGACAUGUUUAUGCUGUUGUCUAUUGUUACUGAUUGUAGUAGGUUUAUUACAUUAACAUCUAUUUUAACCAUC
Molecule: messenger RNA, 1331 nt
Organism: Cyclopterus lumpus (lumpfish)
Lineage: Eukaryota; Metazoa; Chordata; Actinopteri; Perciformes; Cyclopteridae
Gene: taf12
Product: TAF12 RNA polymerase II, TATA box binding protein (TBP)-associated factor
Exons: 6
Coding region: 312-722 (136 amino acids)
Biological process (GO): RNA polymerase II preinitiation complex assembly; DNA-templated transcription initiation
Cellular component (GO): SAGA complex; transcription factor TFIID complex; SLIK (SAGA-like) complex
Molecular function (GO): TBP-class protein binding; DNA binding; protein heterodimerization activity
Source: RefSeq, a predicted model, not a curated record